This is a messenger RNA of Nymphalis io (European peacock), 1407 nucleotides long. RefSeq lists its product as uncharacterized. The transcript is spliced from 3 exons. The coding region runs from base 154 to 408 and encodes 84 amino acids. Lineage: Eukaryota; Metazoa; Arthropoda; Insecta; Lepidoptera; Nymphalidae. The record is from RefSeq and is a predicted model, not a curated record.
GUUGUGAGAAAAUCUAAUAUCCAUCGUAUAGUAGUGCGUUGUUUACUAACAGGCAACAGGUCUGUAUAUAUAAGGCGGGGCCCGGCGACUUAGUCAGACGAUAUUUAAACUCAAGCUAGACACAUACAGCGAUCGCGUUAGUCGAAAAUAAUAAUGAUAUCUAAAACAGUGUUCGCUUUUGCUGUGCUAAGCGUGUUUGUGCCAAUGUUGGCAGGUACUCCUCUGCAGACAAGGGCUACCACGCAAGUGGAACGUGUAAGCAUCAUCGCGCUGGAGGACGCCUGCGUAAGACAAGGUGGCAUGUGUGUUCGUAUCGAGGACUGCCAGCCCGGUAACCUGGUGCAAAUGAGAGGCUCGCUAUGCCCCUUGCAAAGGCAUCGCGGAGUCGAAUGCUGCUAUCUUGAAUGACGUCGAUAGAUCAACGUGGAAAUCCGCCUUAAUAAAAAAAAAACUAUUUAAGAAAUUUAACUUAACUUAAUUAUAAGAAUUAGAUUGUAUUGAAAUAUUAUUUAUUUAUUAAUAAAGCAUGUAGAAACAACUGAAUACUUAAAUUUUAUAAACUCUUACGUGAGCUGUUCCGAUUUCUAAACGUUUUGAUAUUAUUUUUAAUCAAAUCAGUACUUAACAUACAACCAUUCUCGUUCACCUUAUUUAUAUAAUUUAGAUAUAAUUACUUACCCAUAAAGUUUAUCUGCUAAGAUAUAAUGUUUUGAAACAAAAUUAAAUGAACACUUACAAAAACAUAUAUGCAUAUGAAAAUACUGCUAUUAUAUUGCUAUAUAAUAGACUAAUGUAAAAACGUUUAGAACGGAAAAAAUACACUAAAAGCUAAUAAUUAAGACACAAUAUCUAUACACACACACUCACAUACACACUCAUACUCUCACAAUAAGUGCAUAGUUUAAAUAAAUUAUACUUAAUUAAGAUAUAAAUGGAAUUAAAUUCUUCAAUUCAAUAUAUAUAGUUCUUGUAUAUCUUUUACAUAUUAAUAGCUUUUAAAAACUAAUUAAAUUGGACAUUUUUCAAAUAUCUGUCAAAGCGCAACGAGCAAUUUCAAUAUACAGUUAAUCAAAAACGUUUCAUACAUCGAUAUAAUAUCUAAAACUUAAUCUAAAUGCCUGGUCGUCGAGAGCAUCAAAGCAAACAAAGGCGCAGUCGUAUCAAGGGGUAUGAAUUGGUACGAACGAAUAAUUUAAAGCUCAGUGUCGCAUAUUCGCGUGGGCUUCAAUACCAAUACACUCAUUACCUUUUGUGUGGCACGGAAAAUCCGCCGCCCGUUGCGCUUUGUCAUUAGACACUACCAUAUGUUUCACCUUGAAUUAUAUCAUAUUUUUACUUGUCGUGUAUUAAAAAAAAAUGCAAAUAUGGUUUAUUUUGUAAGUAAUAAAUAAAUAAUUAUAUUUAAUU